Molecule: messenger RNA, 686 nt
Organism: Salpingoeca rosetta
Lineage: Eukaryota; Choanoflagellata; Craspedida; Salpingoecidae
Exons: 6
Coding region: 137-625 (162 amino acids)
Source: RefSeq, a predicted model, not a curated record
CGGUUUUUUGGCGUGGUGGAUGUAGAGGUUUCGACCAUGUUUUCUGCUAAAAUUCCACCCAAACAUAGCCAGCAAACACCCAACGCAGCACAACACCACUUGCUUGCCCUUGCUUGUCCUUGCUGCAGGCUCUGUGAUGAUGAUGGCUGGUCGGUUCAGUGCAGCUGUGGCGAUGUGUGCCACCUUGCUUGUGCUGACAGCAGGCUGCGUCCACACUGUUCAAGGACACGCAUCCAUGGACCAAGUAGAGGUUGAUUUUGAUGCGAAGCCAAAUGGACAAACAUCUACAGCCGUCGCCAGCAUGAUGAAGCCGGAUGAUUCAGGCGAGGUGACCUGUGCGUUUGAGUACGCCGUUGUGGGCGGCACAAACGAGCAAUGGUUCAUCACCAUCGAACGGGCAGAUGACAUGUACCGCUGCGUCGUGCAAAGGCCAAAGGAGGCGUCUUACCUGUACUUUAUGACGUUCCGAUUGGAGAUGAGUGGAGUGGAUAGCAUCCAAAGCGUCGAGAUCAGGGACAACAACGAGCUCUUGGGCGAUGACCAAUACAACCUCAGCGACCUCACAGUGUCUGCGAGUGACAACUUUUCCAACGCCCUCGCCAGCAUCGCCGUCAUCGCGUCGUAACUGAUCUGAAAAAAAAAAAAACAACCACACACACGACACACACACACACACACACACACAC